AUGUCGCCUGGAAUGUACACAAUCAGCUUAGCAAUCCUGAGGACUACAGAUACAACAUUGAUUUGGAGAGAUGCUACCCUCAAGCUGACAAAAGAAAAUACAUGUAGCAAUGCUCCUUCAAAUAGGCUGGACCUACCUCUGAAGCUGACCGUUAUAGCAGAACUCCAUGAAACAUCCAGUGGCCAGCAUCCGAGCAGAAAAAAAAAACUCCAAGAAAAAAAAAACUCCAAGAAAAAAAAAAACUCCAAGAAAAAAAAAAACUCCAAGAAAAAAAAACUCCAAGAAAAAAAAACUCCAAGAAAAAAAAAACUCCAAGAAAAAAAAAAACUCCAAGAAAAAAAAAACUCCAAGAAAAAAAAAAACUCCAAGAAAAAAAAAAACUCCAAGAAAAAAAAAAACUCCAAGAAAAAAAAAAACUCCAAGAAAAAAAAAAACUCCAAGAAAAAAAAAAACUCCAAGAAAAAAAAAAAACUCCAAGAAAAAAAAAAAACUCCAAGAAAAAAAAAAACUCCAAGAAAAAAAAAACUCCAAGAAAAAAAAAACUCCAAGAAAAAAAAACUCCAAGAAAAAAAAAACUCCAAGAAAAAAAAAACUCCAAGAAAAAAAAAACUCCAAGAAAAAAAAAACUCCAAGAAAAAAAAACUCCAAGAAAAAAAAAAACUCCAAGAAAAAAAAAAACUCCAAGAA
Messenger RNA from Schistocerca piceifrons (Central American locust), 687 nucleotides. RefSeq names its product stress response protein NST1-like. The annotation marks the transcript as partial. NCBI's taxonomy places the organism in Eukaryota, Metazoa, Arthropoda, Insecta, Orthoptera, Acrididae. The record is from RefSeq and is a predicted model, not a curated record. The transcript has 3 exons.